This is a messenger RNA of Penicillium crustosum, 4359 nucleotides long. Its product is annotated as NACHT domain protein. Gene Ontology annotation, molecular function: protein binding. NCBI's taxonomy places the organism in Eukaryota, Fungi, Ascomycota, Eurotiomycetes, Eurotiales, Aspergillaceae. The coding region runs from base 1 to 4359 and encodes 1452 amino acids. The record is from RefSeq and is a predicted model, not a curated record. The transcript has a single exon.
AUGGUAGUGACUGCAAGGGAGCCUUCCGAUAGUCUGCCGUCUCUCUGGCAUAGUGCCUGCGAGGACUAUGGCAAGGAAACCGGGAUUUCGUUAACGGCGGAGCGUUUCCCCAAAGUACAGGGGCCUGAGGACCUGUCUCGCCAGCUAGAAUCCGAAAAGGACAACUUUGAAGAUUUUCGAAUGAAAAAACGGCCCCUUUUACAUGCAAUGCAGAUGGUUAUGGCGCCCUUUGAAAGUUGGGGUGACCUGAUUGCUGGUGCUGUCGCUGCAGCUUUCCCUCCAGCAUCAUCGAUCAUGGGUGCAAUGCUCCUUCUGGUCCGAGCGGCGCGCAGGGUCAGUGACGUAUUCAACGGGAUCCUCGACCUAUUUCAUAAGCUGGGCAACUUCGCUCUGCGUCUGGACUCAUACAAGGGGAUCACCCUCAGCGAGGGAAUGAAAACAAUCAUCGUGAAAGUGCUGGUUAAUUCUCUAAGAGUUUGCGCAGCGUCACAAAAGCUCUUGAGCCAAGGUUCACUCAAGGCGAGACUUUCAAAGUGGGCAAAGAAUAUAUUUGUUAACGAUACGUCAAUUAGCUCUUUGCUAGGUGAGCUAGAGGAGCUGACAAGCCAGGAGCAUAUGAUGGUUUCUGCCCAUGGGCUGAAUCUCACCCAUCAAGCUCUGAGAAAUACCGAGGAAUUGCUGAAUAGAGAUGAUGAUAGAAAGGAUCGCGAGAGGAUGGAAAUGGUCAAAGCUGCAUUAGAUCCGGUUUCCGCAUCAGGCCAGGUCUUUUCUUCCAUCACCCAGAAUCGCAUACCGGGAUCCGGUAGCUGGGUUGAAGAUAGGCUUCGGUCCUGGUGGCAAGGAUCUCAACCGCUCCUCUGGCUUCAUGGUGGCCCUGGAGUAGGUAAAUCUCAUCUGGCAUCAAAAAUUAUCACCGAACUUUCAAACGAGUCACCCGUGACCCCGGCACCCAUGGUUGCCUCUUUCUUUUACAAGAACAACGAUGCCGAUUUACGUUCCCUCAACAAAGCCCUGCGAACCAUAGCAUGGCAGUUAGCCACACAACAAUCUAGCUUUGCGGUGCAUGCCGAAGAGUUCUGCAUGAAAGAAGACGCGGGGAACAAUUACGUCCUUUGGGAGAAACUCUUCUUAAAUUACUUUACCGACGUCCCAUCAGCCACCACAGCAUGUUUGGUGAUUGACGGUAUUGAUGAGGCUGACACAGAGGAACAAGAAGUCCUUUUCAGUCUGCUGGAGAAAGGCUUUUUAGCAGAAGAUAAUAUCAGCCGAGCCGUCCCUUUACGAAUCGUGCUUCUUAGUAGGGAUUCGGUGCGUGCCAUGCUCGACGAGCAUUCGUUGGACUGGAUCCCGGAGAUUGAAGUCGGUAACCAGGAGAAUAAGGACGACCUCCACGAAUACGUUUCGCAGAAACUACAGAAGACCAAAUUAUUUCGUGGACAUCCUGAUUUGCUCAAAGAAACUAUCAGCGAGAUCAGCCAGGAAGCUGAGGGCAUGUGGGAAUGGGCCAAUCUCGUCAUCAAAUCUGUUUUGCGCUGUCGAACCAAAGAGCAGAUCCGAAAAGUGGUCAGGACAAUGCCACGAGGAAUCAGCGCGAUGCUUCGUGAGGAACUGCAGCGUCUGAGUAAAGAACUAUCCGAGUGGGAGGGGUUGUCUGAUGAUGAGACAUCCGAGCGAGCGGAGCCUGCAUCACAAAUUGAGCAAUUGAACAUCUUGCUCUCCUUUGUCGCUUUGGCUCAAAAGCCACUGACUGUGCAGCAGCUUGAAAUUAUCCUCGAGCUCACCCUGAAGGAGGAGUUCAUGAAUCUUGAAGAUGAUAUUCGUACGAUUUACUCCUCUCUGUUUUAUAUAAGAGCCAACGAUGACGAAUAUGACCUUGAUGAAGACGAAGACGGUCGGGUUGUGACACUUCGGCAUAGCUCCUUCUAUGAAUUUUUCCGGACGUCUGCGCAGUCGUCUGGGCCAAUCCAUGUUAACGUCGAUCAAGCCGAAGCAAACUUCCUAUAUGUUUUACUCUAUGCCAUGAACGAGUGGUACACGCCCUGUUCCGAGAAAUUCAUGGGAGAGCUCUGGGUAUAUGCUGGGAGUUUCCUGCCAUCACAUCUCACCCGUGCGAAUCCUGAAAAGGCGGGAAAUCUACGAGGAGAUAUUUCCACCUUGCUUGCGAGUCUGUUUAGCUUCAGCAAUAGGAAAGAUAAAGAGUGGUUCCUUGAUGCAAUAACUGUCAGGGGUAUUACCGCACACACACCUUACCUAAUUGGCGAGCCAUCAGAGCUCGGUUCAUACUGGCUGGACGCUCAAGAUCAAGAUACCGCAAAUAAGAGGGCCGAGAUUGUACUCCAUUGGCUUCUUCCAGGUCAAAAACAGAGCUUUGUGGAUCACGCCCGAGCAUCAGCGGUUGCAAGUGAUGCAUGUCCCUUCACAGUUCUCCUGUCAUUUCUGGUAACCCGCUGGAGCAAACUCUGGCUAGAACCAGAGGAAAUUAAGUAUAAUGAUGCAUUGCCUGACAUCGUCCCUGUCAUUUUGACAGUAUACAAUGCGAUGAAAAGAGGAAUAAAGGAGUCUAGUGCAGACGAUAUAACAUCAAAGAUAUCAGAAGUAUUGUGGGAUCAUAGAGAGCCUUCCAGCGUCUUGAUUCCUGCCCAGUCACAAAACCUUCAGCAGACACCUAUGUGGCAUGCGCGAGUUGCUCAGUCGCUCAUGAAACACUGCUACGCACAAGCUCUUGAGCAUUUUCAAAUUUCGCUCGACGGAAACCAAUCAACUUCGGCAUUCAGUGGCGAGUCCUUGUUCGUCAUUCACAGAGACAUGGCUCGUGCAUAUACUAAGGUUGGAAUGCACGAAGAGGCAUUGAAGCAUCUUGAAUUAUCGGAGUCCCUGUGGAGCACCUUCGUGGGUGAUGAGGAUCAUGACGCCGAUGAUGAUAUCAAUCGCUUGCUAAAUAAGGCGCAAAUGAAACAUCGUGCCAAUUUGACAGAUGAUGCAAUUGCAACCACAGAGGAAGCGUGGAAUCUGUUCCUGGAACAUAAAAGCGAGAACCGCGAUUAUGAAUUUUUACCCUUCUUCAUGACCUUCUUGGAAUUGAACCAACCGCACCGUCUGCGGUCCGUGUUUGAUCUUGCUUUCACUCAUUUCGAGGAGACAGCCAGCAUUAGUAGAAGCAUACCUAUGGAUUUUGAGGGCCUCAUCCUCAGAUGUUGCAUUUUACGAGCUUUCAUGAUGUAUAGGGUCAUUCAUUAUGCCCUGAACCGCUACGAUCAGAAUUAUCUUGAUGUUAUCGCCAGAGUCCUGAAGAAAGUCGAUGCUGAAUCUGAUUACCCCGUGGAAAUUAAAUACCGCCUCGCGACAGUCUUAUUUGAAAAGGGGCAACGAGAUGCAGCGGUACAGGGUUGGUAUGAGGUUGUCUCCUCGGUCUCCUCUGAAAGCUGGGACAGGGGUCCUCGCAUGCGGGCAAUGAGUAAACUAGCUUCCCUGUGCCUAGAAGAUGUCGAUAUCUAUUUCUGUGAACAGCCUUUAAUUCUGAAGGAAAACAGUGAACUCAACGACAUCUGUCUAGUCCUGUCGAGUUGGCUCCGGGACCGUGGGGAUAUCGCAAACGCCAGAUAUGCUCUCCGGUGGUGUGUCAAAGAGUGUAUCUCUUUGCUAUCAGAUGAUGAUCCUUCAAACGACAUAGAUGCCUAUAUACGACUUUUCGGCGUAUUCCUUGCCGUCACAGAUAGCGACGAAGAUCUCGAGGCAGCCUUAUACUUGAUCAAGCAAGAAACAGAGCCACGAACGAGCGUGGCUCGCAAUAGGACAGGUACUACCAAGUUAUCCGACGAUGAUGUGCAGCUUGAAGUCUCUGAUGAACUCCAAAAUGUGCAACUGACCGAUGACGAGGAUCGGUUUCUGGAUGCCGGCACUGGUGGUGAUGACAAUAAUGAUAUAGACGAUGCCUUGGACUUAUAUUCUGAUACGGUAUACGACCGUUGCACCGACUGUUCGGGCUGCAAGCGGGAAACUGGGACCAUGCAAUACUGGUAUUUCUGCCGUUCUUGUGCGUUCUCAACAUUUUGUCAACAAUGUUACCGUCAGUGUGAGUCGGGCGAUCUUUCCAAAAUCCCGGGUAUUUGCAAUCCUGAGCACAAAUUCUUUUAUACCGGCCGGCUUCUUCGGCCUUCUGAACGCGUGCCUAAAGGCAUGGUGCCCUUGGUUUCUUCUGAUGGCGAGAAACAGAUUAUCUGGAUAGAACAAUGGAAGGAGAGACUUGCAGAGAAAUGGGAGACCGCGGAUUUUGCGUUUGCGGGUGGGCUGUCAGCUUGGUGUAUGCGUGUUCUUCCAGAACCGCAGAGGACUCGAUGGGCUACAUUCUUCCAGGCAUGA